UUCGCGACAUACGCCUGCUGCUACCGUGUGAAAGGCUGACAUGCCACGCGACUCGCGAUGUCGUUCCUACCGCGUGAAUAUUUAUGACGCGAUCACCCACUUUGCUUCAUUAUAAAUGGCACUGCCGACCUCAAUGCCUCAUCGCUACUCGCAUACGACCAUAAAAUGCCAAUAAAACGAACUAUCGUGAAUAGACUUGAGCUCCGAAAAUUUAACUUUCUAGUGUAUGUGUUGUUCUGCUGCUAUGUCGUCGAGAGGAGCACCGCGGCUGAAAUGCCGCACGAGUGCGCCUAUCGUACGUCUGAGACGGAAACGUCGGAAGACGCUGUGCUUUUCUGCAAAAUCCGAACAAUAAGCAGUUUGGAUCAUCUUUUACAAAAUAUUAGCCGGACACAUUUCGACGAUGUAAUUUCUUUACACGUUCAAUGCAGUGAAAUUUUGUUCUUUGAAAGCACGCUUGCAGCACAAACUGAAAAGAGCUCCGGUAAACAUUCGACCCUAGGCAAGCUACGAGAUCUUGUCAUUGACAAAUGCAAGAUACGUCAGAUACCGGCACGUGCAUUUGAGAAUUUUAAGGAUUUAAAAUCUUUACACGUGACUACGCACAAUAGUGAAUGGUCUGCAAUGACUAUGGAGUUGCAUGAACAUGCUUUUACGGGACUAAGUGAGUUAAUCGAGUUAGAUUUAAGUGACAAUAAUAUUUGGAGUACUAAAACGGACACGUUUUGCUCAUUGUACAGUUUGAAAACUUUAAAUAUGACCCGAAAUCAUUUGCAAAAUAUAAAAACUAUAGGAUUUUCAGAUUCAGCGCGGGAGCAAAACUUAAGUGUGAAAAGUUGUAAUUUAGUAUUAGAAGCACUUGAUAUGUCUUAUAACGACUUGAUUGUGAUAACUGAAAAUAGUUUGUCGAAAUUACGUUCUCUGUCGAAAUUGUUCCUACAAAACAAUGCAAUAUCUACUCUUGAGGGUGGUGCCUUUGAAGGUCUUAUAAGUUUGCAAGUAUUAAAUCUGUCUAGCAACUUUAUGAACACUAUUCCACCUGAUAUUUAUUCCGAUACGAAAUUUUUAAAAGAGAUUAUACUCAGUAAUAAUACAAUAACGGUUUUACCUCCAGGACUUUUCCAGGGCUUGGAACAACUACAAGUAUUAGAUCUUUCUAAUAACGAAUUAACUAGUCAGUGGAUUAAUAAAGGUACAUUCGCAGGAUUAUUACGUAUGGUAAUAUUAAAUAUUUCAUACAACAGACUUUCAAAGAUAGACCGUUUUAUGUUCCAAGAUUUAUACAGUUUGCAAAAACUAAACUUAGAGCAUAACGAAAUAUCGAUUAUCGAUGAGCACGCUUUCGAACAACUUCGAAACUUACAUUCUCUUACACUUUCAAAUAACAAACUUGUACACGUUCAUACAAACAUAUUCACAGACUUGCAUGUCUUACACGAUCUAUUUUUAGAUAAUAACAAAAUUAAACACAUAGACGAAUAUGCUUUUGAAAACAUGACUGCAAUUGAAGAUUUAGGUCUUAACGAUAACUUGUUACCAACAAUACCAACUUCAAUUCGUAAAUUAAGAUCCCUCAGAUCACUGGAUAUCGGAAACAACAAUAUAACCCAUUUGAAUCGAGAAAACUUUCACGGUCUUACAGAUCUUUUUGGCUUACGUCUCGUAGAUAACAAAGUUACUCAUUUAAAUGAAGAUACUUUUGAACAUUUGCCUCAUUUACAAAUACUUAAUUUAGCAUCUAAUAAAAUAAAACUCGUCUCAACGGGCUGUUUUCGUAAAAAUGUUAACUUACAAUUAUUACGCAUGGAUGGAAAUGAUAUUACAACGUUUGAUGGAAUAUUUUCUUCAUUGAAUAGUUUGGUGUGGUUAAAUAUGUCCGCCAAUAGAAUUUCAUCUUUUAAUUUUAACAGUUUUCCUGGAAGUUUGGAAUGGUUAGAUUUACAUAUGAAUUUUAUUGAUAACAUAUAUUACGUAAAUGAAUUGAACUCUAAUAUUAAUAUUAAGUUAUUAGACUUAAGCUACAACAACAUAACUCAGCUAACCGUUUCUUCUAUACCCAAAUCAAUAGAAAAACUUUAUUUAAAUAACAAUAAUAUACAACACAUACAAGUUGGUACUUUCUCUAAAAUACAAAAGCUGUCAAUUGUUACAUUAAAUAAUAACAAAAUAGUACAACUUGACAUGAACGCAUUCAGGUUAGAUCAAAUAGAUGAAGAUAGCGAUUUACCAGAGUUCUUUAUAAGUGGAAACCCAUUUGUUUGUGACUGCUCAAUGGAAUGGAUUCAGCGGAUCAAUUAUUUAAGUCACAGUCGACAAUACCCGCGUGUGUUGGAUCUCGAUAAAGCUUUUUGUUCAUUGGUUCAUUCGCGAGCUAAAGAGAAAAAAAUGAUAAUAGACAUGUCACCUUCUGACUUUCUGUGUCCAUAUGAAAGUCAUUGCUUUGCCCUCUGCCAUUGUUGUGACUUUGUUGCUUGUGAUUGUGAAAUGAUUUGUCCAAAUAACUGUAAAUGUUAUCACGAUAUAACAUGGAACGCUAAUGUCGUAGAUUGUUCAAACGCGGGGUACACGGAAGUACCAGAUAGAAUACCUAUGGAUGCUACGGAAAUUUAUCUUGAUGGUAAUGACAUUAGUAAUUUGGGUAAUCAUGUGUUUAUAGGUAAAAAAAAGCUACAAGUUCUUUAUUUAAACAAUACAAAGCUAAAAGAAGUAAAUAACCAAACAUUUAAAGGAGUUGAUUCAUUGAGAGUAUUACAUUUAGAGGGUAAUAAAUUAGUUGAGUUAAAAGGAGAUGAGUUUGUACAUCUUAAUAAUCUUAAUGAAUUAUAUUUGGAUCAUAACGCAAUAGUACAUGUUGCAAAUAAUACAUUUUCUGCUUUAAAAUCUCUUUCUGUACUUAGAAUCGAUGAUAACAAACUUGUUAAUUUUUUUCCGUGGAAAUUACUGGCAUCAUCUUCAAAAAGUUUGGCACAUGUUUCCAUAGAGGGCAAUCAGUAUUCUUGUGACUGUAAAAGUAUAGCUGAACUGGAUACAUGGCUUCGAAAAGAUCCAGGGGAUCCUGAAAAAAUGUUAUGUACAGACACCGAAGGCAAAUCAACCAAAAUAACUAUAGCUUCCGUUUUAAGUCAUUGCAAAGAGUACUUAGGAUCGAAACAUGAUCCUACAGUUUCAAAAAAUGAAAUUGUCUCCAAAUCGUUAUUUCUUCCUGAUAACUAUUUUGCUGUUAUAUGUGGUAUUAUUAUUAUUAUAGUUAUAAUAUGCCUGGUAGGUGCUAUUUUUUAUGCAUUCAGGUACGAUGUUAGUGAUUGGUUAUACACUAAUUACGGUGUGCCAUUGUUUAAAGAACAAUCGUGUCCAAACGUCGAUCAUGUAUUGGAAGGAAAUUCCAAUCACAUGUACGAAUACUACGUGAUAUGUAAUACCAAAGAUACCCAAUUUAUAUAUCACAAUAUAAUGUCAGAAAUAGAAUUUAGGAAAAUGUCCUCCAAAAAAUUUACAAUAAAUGAGUCCUCCCUUAACAUACUUACAUUAGAUAGCUUUUCAAAAUCGUCAAAAUUAUCGAAACGCCUCCUAAUAGUUUUGACAACAAACUUCAUAUGCAACGAUCUAUGUGACUUUCAUUUUAAAAAUAUGUUUUAUAGUUACUUAAAGUCUUUGAAUCGUAGCGACAUGAAUAAGAUUAUAUUUGUUAAGAUAGUAGAUAACAAUCAAAUAAAUGAUGAACUGUGUUUUGUGUUAGAUAAGUUCAAAAAUAUAUCGUGGAAUGAUCCCCGUUUCUGGGAUAAAUUCAUUGCUUUACUGAAUUCCACCGACACCAUUAUCACAGUGAAGAGCACUGAAAGAAACGUAUUCAAGAAGUCAUUACGUCAGACUCCAACGUUAAGAUACACUACAAUGCCGGUCACAAACGACAGUUGCUCAAAGAAGACUUUUUCAAAUUCCUUACAGUAUUGUAAAAGAAACGACGGGGAAACAUCACAGAAUGAGAGUUCUCCGUCCUCGGAUAACACGUAUGGGGAAGGGAACAAUUCGAACAAUAGUUACAUGUCAAUUGACAAUAGAACAUGUCCCCGGUUUAAUUAUGACCUCAGGCUUUCUCCGAGCAGUGGUCACGUGUAUUCUAGGGUAGAAGAUAUAUCGCCGACUGUACCUCGCUCUAUAGCAAACACUACUGCUAAAGGUCGCACUUACUUUGUCUGAAAACUUAUUUUACUCGCAUUUGCAUUGUUCUUUUACUUCUAGCACUGAAACUGUUAAGUGCACCUUUUGAAUAUAAUAUUAAAA
Molecule: messenger RNA, 4281 nt
Organism: Pararge aegeria (speckled wood butterfly)
Lineage: Eukaryota; Metazoa; Arthropoda; Insecta; Lepidoptera; Nymphalidae
Product: toll-like receptor 6
Exons: 1
Coding region: 166-4197 (1343 amino acids)
Molecular function (GO): protein binding
Source: RefSeq, a predicted model, not a curated record